AUGCAAGUUUCUUACUCUUUAUCUCCUUCUCUCAUGACUGCGGAGGACGACAGCUGUAUUCUAGAAGCCCCGGGGGAGUCUCCCGCUCCACAGCAGCAGCAGCAGCAGCAGCAGCAGCAGCAGCAGCAGCAGCAGCAGGUGCUGCAUGAGCACGAAGAGCCCGUUGAUUUUCUCUUAUUAGAAGACAAAACAGAAGGCAUAGAGUGGGCGUUAUCAUCAGAGAGUAAAGCAGCAGAUUGCAUGCUGCAGCAGCAGCAGCAGCAGCAGCAGCAGCAACAGCAACAGCAAGAGGAGGAAGAGCAGCUGCUGAUGAUGCAGCAGAUGCAGCAGCAGCUGCAGCAGCAGGAUGUGCUGCAGCUGCAGCAGCAGCAAGAGGAGGAGGAGCAGCAGCAGUUUCUAUGGGAGCAGCCACAAGAAGAAGAAGCAGCACCAUAUAAAUAUAUAAAUUUUAUUUGUUUUGUUUUUUUAUAG
Eimeria mitis is the source of this 471-nucleotide messenger RNA. RefSeq lists its product as uncharacterized. The record is from RefSeq and is a predicted model, not a curated record. Lineage: Eukaryota; Apicomplexa; Conoidasida; Eucoccidiorida; Eimeriidae. Bases 1 to 471 code for a protein of 156 amino acids. The transcript is spliced from 2 exons.